CGGGGGAUUCGGUCCGUCUGUGAGGAGAGCUGUUCGCGGGAAAGAAGAAUAGCAGCAGCAGGAACCACCAGAUCUGACAAUCUUCUCAGAGGUAUAAAGAGAUAUUUUAAACCUGCUGCACAGUCGGGAUGUUGUUCCGCUCGAUCGUGGAUAGAGGAGUGGGCCGACGGAGGCAGAACGCUCUCCCUGCAGAUCCCUGGUCCAGGUAUCCUCUGAGCUCUCUGCUGGAAGGCUACCAGUGCGUCCGACAUGAUGAGCACGUCUCCUACGGGAACCUGGGGGACUCCGUGCCACCGUUUGGAUUAGCGUUCUCCUCUGCAGUAACGCUACAGAACGUCCUCGCUGCAGCUAAUGAAGAAGGCAUUGUACGGAUCUACAACACAGAGAGCAGAGACAACCCGCUUCUUAAAGAAUGGCUGGCUCAUGAGAACGCCGUGUUCGACAUCGCCUGGGUCCCCGGGGAGCCUCAGUUAGUGACUGCAGCAGGCGACCAGACCGCCAGGCUGUGGGACGUGAAGACCGGGGAGCUGCUGGGAAGCUUCAAGGGUCACCUCUGUAGCCUCAAGUCUGUCGCAUUCGCCCCGCAGGAGAAAGCUGUUUUCUCUACUGGAGCCAGAGAUGGAAAUAUUAUGGUCUGGGACACCAGGUGCAGCAAAAAAGACGGUUGCUACAAACAGGUGAAACAAAUCAGCGGUGCUCACAACAAAGCAGAGGCGAACCCCCCCUCAAAGACGAAGAAGAGGCGGAGCAGCAUGCGUGGCAUGGCUCCUAGCGUGGACACCCAGCAGAGUGUUACGGUGGUUUUGUUCCGUGAUGAGCAAACCCUCAUCUCUUCGGGGGCUGUCGAUGGAGUGGUGAAGAUGUGGGAUCUGAGGAAGACCUACACCGCCCACCACCAGGACCCUGCACCGCUGCAGACGUACCCGUACCCCGGCUCCUGCAUGCGCAUGCGACUGGGUUAUUCUGGACUCGUCCUGGACUCGUCAAGAUCCAACGUCAUGUGUAACUGUACGGACGACAGCAUCUACAUGUUCAAUGUCUGCGGAGUGAAAACCUCUCCAGUGGCGGUUUUCAGUGGCCACCAGAACUCCUCGUUUUAUGUCAAGUCCACUAUCAGCCCUGAUGACCAGUUCUUAGCCAGUGGAUCAAGCGACAACCACACAUACAUCUGGAAGAUCUGUGAUCCUCAACAUCCUCCCACGAUGCUUCAAGGCCACAGUGAGGAGGUCACAUCUGUUGCAUGGUGUCCAACAGACUUCACCAAGAUUGCUUCCUGUUCUGAUGAUCACACUAUACGGAUCUGGCGGCUUCACCGGGACAUAGAUGGAGCAGAAUCAUCAGUGUGGGAAGCUAACAGAGUAGGAUGGGCUCAUCCAGUGUCUGCCUCAAGGCCUUCAGUCAGAACUGAGACGACCCCCGCCAAGGUCCAGAGGACGGAGAGUCUUGGUGGCUUAUCCUCACCCCGGCUUGCUGCCUGUGCUCCCAGUGGAGCCGCCCUGCCUUUUCCAUCCAGCACCCCAUCGCCCAUCCACUCUGAGGACGCCAAGGCGGCCGCUGUUCGCCAGAGAACACCGCUGUCCAUCAAACAGUGGUUAUCCCCGAGCCGUGGAUCUCCCGGUCAGGUCAGCCCUCCGCUCCGCCGGGUGCUGACCCCGUGUCCCCAGAGCCCGGCGAGCAGCACCUCUCCCACAGAACGACGGGCCAAACGGAGGCUGGAAACCGGUGACAGUCCGUCAGCAGGCUGCGAGGGCACACAACAGUGUGACUGUGUCGCUGAACUUUACCCUGGAGCCAAGAGAAGCCGCCUCCUGGCUGGUAUCUGCUGCCCUGUCCAGGAGAGCUCAGGACAAACAGACUGCCACACAGAGGACAGCAAACAGGCCUCCUCCAGACAGACUGGCAAGGAGAACUGUUCUCCCAGAGGAGUCAACUGGCUGUCAGAGAUGGGCCAAAAGAUGAAGAAAUGUCACGGAAGCCCCAGUACUCCCAGGAGUCCCAGCACCUCGAAGAAGCAAGAAGGGAAGACACCAGCUUCACCAGCCAUCCGCUCGCCACAAACCAUGAAGAAAAUCUCCAUGUAUUUUACAAGAAGGCCUCUGGAGUGACCCACUUGAGUCGAUUAAAUGCUUCUGUUUAAGAUGCUAUGUUUUUAUUUUAUUUGGGAUAUUUUGAAGUGGAACCCUCAGACGUUAAGCCUCUAAGAGCUGAUUGAUGACCAGAUUACAGGAGUAUAUGAACCUCGGCUGCACUGAGAAGGACUUAAUAGCCAUUCUGAAUAUUUGAUGCUGUGGUUUUGACAAUUAAUGACUGCAUUUUUUAAAAAAUUUUUUGGGUUUUGGGGGGUUUUUUUGUUAGAUAAUUGCCUCUUAGGUUUUGCAGUCGCCUCCUGCACAAUUUUCUGGUGCUGUGCGCAAUUUCUAUAAGAAAUGAAGUUGCACGUUGCAGUGUAAAUCUUUCAAUUAACUCAAAUCUCACAACUUUACAAGAUGCUUUAGCAUUCAAUGCAAAAACCCACAUUUAAUACAGUGUUCAUGAGGCUGACUUGCUGUCAAUCCUCCAGUGUAGAGAAAAAUAUUCUGCUAAAAAAAUUAUUUGGUUAACAUGUUUGAGCCCUUUUAUCAACUUCACCAACAUUAAAAGGUGAGCCACUCACAGACCAUUUCAUUUUGUAAGCAAAUCAUUUAUAUCUUUAUCUGUUUGUGGGCUUUUUUAUGUAUGGGUUCAAUCUUUUCAAUCAGUGUUACACAAACAAUUGUUUUUUUCUUUUUUUUUGUUGAGAAAAUGCUUAAGUUGUUUAUAUGUACAAAAUAACCGUGGAAUGGUUUAUUUGUAUUUAAUUGAUACCGCUUUGUCAUGGUCAGAUGUUAUUAAAUUUAAAAUAGUUUUCA
Messenger RNA from Amphiprion ocellaris (clown anemonefish), 2888 nucleotides. It is a transcript of the gene dtl, whose product is annotated as denticleless E3 ubiquitin protein ligase homolog (Drosophila). Gene Ontology annotation, biological process: proteasome-mediated ubiquitin-dependent protein catabolic process; mitotic G2 DNA damage checkpoint signaling. NCBI's taxonomy places the organism in Eukaryota, Metazoa, Chordata, Actinopteri, Pomacentridae. Bases 129 to 2105 code for a protein of 658 amino acids. Gene Ontology annotation, molecular function: protein-macromolecule adaptor activity; protein binding. The record is from RefSeq and is a predicted model, not a curated record. The transcript is spliced from 15 exons. Gene Ontology annotation, cellular component: nucleus.